UUUAUUCUUCUCUCUUAUAUAUCUUGUGCGAUAAUCAUUAUAAAUAGGAACUUAUUUACUCAUAUUUUACUACAAUAUACUUGUUGAUCCAAAAUGAAAAUGAAGCUUCUUAUCUAUAUGUUUUUUCUUUGUGCACUAAUUCUUAUUUCUACUAUGGAAGUUGAGACCUUCAAAGGUGGGAAUCAAUUUGGUGCAGUUGAAGAAACCAAAACAAAAUCUGGAAGAGAUAGUUGGAGAGACUGGGGAGGCUCCUUUUGGGGAGAUGAAGAAGUGAAUACUGGUGGAGAAGACAAACAUGGUGGACAUGGAAGCGGUGAAAAGGGAAAAAAAUCUAAAAAUGGAAAAGAUGAUUGGAGAGAUUGGGGAGGAUCUUUCUGGGGAGAUGAAGAAGGGAAUGGUGGCAAGAGAGGUAAAGAAGGUGGACACAAUGGCGGAAAUUAGGAACAAAGAAGUGGUUCAAGAGGUGGAUUUAUCACCAAAAAUUGAUCAAGGCAUAUGAAAUUAAUAUGAAAACCAGACUCAUGUAUGUUUGUAUCAUAUCUCAUACUUUAUGUAAAAUAAAAGUAUCACUUAUAUCUUACUCAACAUAUGAUCUAUAAUAAGAUGAACACCUCUCUAUAAAUUAAUAGUACUUUCACAAAUACUCUUAGGUCGUACACUUAUAUUUUCAUAAUUAUAUGGAUAAAAAGUACAAAUAUUUUCUUAGAUUGUA
Vicia villosa (hairy vetch) is the source of this 712-nucleotide messenger RNA. Its product is annotated as protein RNA-directed DNA methylation 3-like. NCBI's taxonomy places the organism in Eukaryota, Viridiplantae, Streptophyta, Magnoliopsida, Fabales, Fabaceae. Bases 94 to 441 code for a protein of 115 amino acids. The transcript has 3 exons. The record is from RefSeq and is a predicted model, not a curated record.